GGGAGGGCCGGGUCUGGGGAGGAAGCUCCUCCUCUGCGCGUAGCCCGGGUAGAGUAAACUCCGGUCCCCAGAAAAGAAAAGUCCGCUCCGGCUCCAGAAAAGCAGCGGCUGGCGCGUGGCAUGGGCUGCCUCGUGACCUAGUGUCCCGCCGCGAGAAGUGCCUGGCCGCUCCAGCUCCCGCACAGGGGGGCGGGUGCGGGCGCCCGAGCGCAGCCGACGAGCCCCGGAAACCGCCGAAGCGCCGGGCACACCCAGAGCGGGCCCGCGGCCUGAGCGCCCGCGCGGUUCGCGACCAUGAACCGGGAGGGUAUCUGCAGCGCCCUGCCUACCAUUCCCUGCCACAAGCUCGCCGACCUGCGCUACCUGAGCCGCGGCGCCUCAGGCACCGUGUCGUCCGCCCGCCACGCAGACUGGCGCGUUCAGGUGGCCGUGAAGCAGCUGCACAUCCACACCCCGCUGCUCGACAGUGAAAGAAAUGAUGUUUUAAGAGAAGCUGAAAUUUUACACAAAGCUAGAUUUAGUUACAUUCUUCCAAUUUUGGGAAUUUGCAAUGAGCCUGAAUUUUUGGGAAUAGUUACGGAAUAUAUGCCAAAUGGAUCAUUGAAUGAACUCCUCCAUAGGAAAACGGAAUAUCCUGAUGUUGCUUGGCCACUGAGAUUUCGCAUCCUGCAUGAAAUUGCACUGGGUGUAAACUACUUGCACAAUAUGAAUCCUCCUCUACUUCAUCAUGACUUAAAGACUCAAAAUAUCUUAUUGGAUAAUGAAUUUCAUGUUAAGAUUGCAGAUUUUGGUUUAUCAAAAUGGCGUAUGAUGUCCCUCUCACAAUCACGGACUAGUAAAUCUUCACCAGAAGGAGGGACAAUUAUCUAUAUGCCACCUGAGAACUAUGAACCUGGACAAAAAUCAAGAGCCAGCGUCAAGCAUGAUAUCUAUAGCUUUGCAGUGAUCAUGUGGGAAGUCUUAUCCAGAAAACAGCCUUUUGAAGAAGUCACCAAUCCUUUGCAGAUCAUGUAUAGUGUAUCACAAGGACAUCGACCUAACACUAAUGAAGAAAGUUUGCCACUUGAUAUACCUCAUCGAACACUUAUGAUCUCUCUAAUAGAAAGUGGAUGGGCACAAAAUCCAGAUGAAAGACCAUCUUUCUUAAAAUGUUUAAUAGAACUUGAACCAGUUCUGAGGACAUUUGAAGAGAUAACUUUUCUUGAAGCUGUUAUUCAUCUAAAGAAAACAAAGAGUACUUUGAGCACUAUUCACUUAUGUGACAAGAAGAAAAUGGACUCAUCUCUGAACACACCUAUAACUCAUGGACCACAGGAGGAAUCAUGUGGAUCCUCUCAGCUCCAUGAAAGUAGUGAUUCUACUAUAGCCUCAAAGUCCCUGACAGCUCCUCAAGAAAAUGAUUUUUUAUCUAGAAAAACUCAAGACUUUUCUACACUGUGUCACUAUCCAGUAAAUCACAGUUGCACUAGUAACAUUUCUGCAGUUCAGAAGAGGACAUUUUGUGAUCACAAGACCACCCCAGGCUCUUCAGCAGUGAUAACUCCACUCUCAGCUGAGGGAAAUUCAGAGCGAUUACAGCCUGGCAUAGCCCAACAGUGGAUCCAGAGUAAAAGGGAAGACAUUGUGAGCCAAAUGACAGAAGCCUGCCUUAACCAGACACUAGACGCUCUUCUGUCCAGGGACUUGCUCAUGAAGGAGGACUAUGAACUCAUUAGUACCAAACCUACAAGGACUUCAAAAGUCAGACAGUUACUGGACACCACUGACAUCCAAGGAGAAGAAUUUGCCAAAGUUAUAGUACAAAAGUUGAAAGAUAACAAGCAAAUGGGUCUUCAACCUUACCCGGAAAUACUUGUGGUUUCUCGAUCACAAUCUUUAUAUUUAUUUCAAAAUAAAAGCUCAUAAGUGACUCUUUUUCAAGAAGAAAAAUCAUUCUAUAAAAGGGUAUUUUUUAUUUCUGUUGCCUUUAUCAUGUUGUUUUUAUAAAAUCCACAUGAGUAUUAGAAGUUUUAAUGAAGUUUCUUCUUCAGGUAAAUAUUACUCUUCUUCCAUGACAUUGUAGUAUUUUUUUUAAUUAAUAUAUUGGAAAGUCUGCAUUUUGCUACAAGAGUUCAAUUGUUUAUCUCUGGUUAAUUGAUAUUAUUUUUUAACUGUAAUAAUUAUAUUCUUGUAUAUAACAAUGUCUUAAGGUGUCAUGCAUUUCUCAUGGAAGCCAUUUUCAUAUUCACUUUCUUAUGAGUUAUUUAUUACUUGUCUAAGAUGCAGUUGGGCUUUUGGAAUGUAGCCUUUAUAUUUAAAUUAGAGCUAGUACAGCAUUUCUAACCAAUACUGCUAGUUCAGAUCCUCUCCAAAAGGUUGUUCAUUAAACUUUGUUAUCUAGAUUACAUUUUUAAAUCUUAUUCACUGAAUUCUUCUUUAAAAAAAAUGUUUUGAGAGUAAAAUGAUGCAAAGUAUAUGAAGAAAAAAUUAAUCUUUCAAUAUAUGUUUCUACCUCAUUUCUUACCUCAACUAGCAACCACAGUAACCAAAAGUUAACAGCACAGUGUUUAUCUUUCUAUAUCCUUCUUCCUGCUCAUAUGUAUACACUCAUGUGGGAGAAGGUCUUUCAUUAAUAUUACUAUAAUACAUCAUACUACAACCUAAUUUUUGCACUGAGUAUUACAUCAUGUGCAGCCUUCCAGAUCAUGUAUAAAUCUAAUUCACUCUUUUUAAUUGCCGCAUAAUAUCAAGGCUGUUUUUUUUAAUUUUUUUAAUUUGUUCACCAAGUUUAGCCAAAGCAAAAUAGCAUGAGUUAUUUUUUGCUUAACAGCUUGUCACUAAAUGAAAACUUACAAGGCAUAAUUCCUCUUCUGAAAAUGUUUAUUAGUAAUGUCAGCAGUAAGUGUGAUGCAGGAUAAAUUCUAAACAGACUUUCAAGAAGCACCAGAUUCAUAGUAUGAAAAAAGGAGAUUGGAGCAAUUAAAUAUUUUAUUAAAAUUAUAAAAUAAGUAUUUUAAUCUUCACUUGGAGCUUGACAGUAACCUUUGGAACCUCAUUACCAUGUCUCUGAGAAAUAAUGGAAAUUAGUAGGGAAAAAUGGAAACCAAUUAAAUAUAUGAGUUAUCUAUUAUAUCUCUUAUUUUUAAAGUGUUAGAAUAAAGAUUUAAUUUGGGAAAUAAGUUGAGAAGUUGGGUUUGUUUUUAGGUAGUGCAUAGACACAGCACUAAGUAACAUUUAAGUCAAAUACUCAGGAAGUUCUUUUCAGUUCUUCCUUGAACCUUCUAAUUAAGUAAAGGAGAAUGUCACAGUUGUGCUGUCAUCUUUUAAUCCCUCUUAUUAAGAAAAAGAAUAGGCUUCAGAACUUCAGAGACAAUAUUUAGCAAGAAUUUUAUUGUUUUUUAAAUUGCAUUUUAUUUGAAAAUAGCCUACAUAUGACAAGUGGCACUAAUUUUGUAUUUAUAAUGUUUUAUAUUAUAAUAUUCAAAUAAAAAGACAAUCAGAAAUACUAAAUUGUAAUAUAGGUAGUACAUGAGUGUGACAGCAAUCAUAGAAGUAGUAGAAGGAUGACAUUAAGAUUGUCACUCAAGGAAGAAACCUAAUAACCUAUAGUUAUUGGGGUUUUUUUAACUAGAUAGUACUGGAUAAUCUGAAAAUGGCAUUCUUUGCAGUGUUGUUUUUUUUUUUUUAAUUCAACAAAGUUUAAUUCAUAGGAAUUUACAGGGUUCAAAAUAAACACAAAAAAAAUCAGUCAUGUUUCUGUAUCCCAGCAGUGGACAAUCUGAAAAGGAAAUUAACACAAUGGUUUAAUUUACAGUAGGAUCCAAAAGAAUGAAAUACAUAGAAUCUUACCCAUAAGUGUAGGCCAGAGAGCAGCUGCAUUAGCAUCACCUGGAGCUUGUGAGAAAUGCAGAUUCAUGGCCCCUAUCUCAAACCUGAAUCAAAGGGAGUAAGGUUCAGAAAUCUGUUUUAACAAACCAUCCAGGCCAUUAUAUAUGCUAAAGUUUGAGACUCUUUGUUUUAAAAAAUGCAAUAGAAUUAUGCAUAAAAUAAUUUCCCUCUAGGUUCACACUGUUUUCCUUAUGUCCAUUUGCUACAUUUGUCUUCAGGAUGUAUAGUUCAGAAUUGAGGUUUGAUUAGGAAAUUUAACUUUUCUUUCUUUUGUACUUACUUGAGUUUCCAAAACAAUUAUGGACAUGUUUUACAAUUUGGAAAGAUUAUUUAGGCAUGAUAAUCAGAUCAGUAGAUUGAAUCUACCACUCAGCAUUUUAAAGAAGUACUUAAGAAAGGGACAAACACUCGAAUUAUGACAGCAGAAGAGCAGAGCUGAUGUGGGACAAGACAAAAAAUAAGACUGAAUUUGCUGAAAGUUACACUGAAGAAAUAGGCAUCACUAUGAAAGACUGGGGAGUUGACAGUGGCAGUAUCCAGCAGUAGGAGCUGGUUUUUAUCUUUUUCAUCUGUCAUUAAUCCUCCGCUCACCCUCCCCCACCCUAAAUACUUAAUUUCCUAAUUUGUGAAGAAAAAUUAUGAUCAAUUAGAAUAACAGGAGAAUCAGUAAUCUUUCGCGUUAAGCCAUCCUCACAAACAUGUCAUUGGUUUUAGAAAUGUUUCUUCUCUAUAGUCUCAAUUCCAUUUCUCAGAGCCCAGUUACCAAUCUCCUCUUUUCUACUCCUUCCCUAGACCCUUUUUAUUUUUCCCCAAUUGCAAACACCCAGAUUUCUUUUAAAAA
Messenger RNA from Mustela erminea (ermine), 4708 nucleotides. RefSeq names its product receptor interacting serine/threonine kinase 2 (gene RIPK2). Gene Ontology annotation, biological process: protein phosphorylation; innate immune response; positive regulation of apoptotic process. Gene Ontology annotation, cellular component: cytoplasm. The coding region runs from base 295 to 1905 and encodes 536 amino acids. Gene Ontology annotation, molecular function: JUN kinase kinase kinase activity; ATP binding. Lineage: Eukaryota; Metazoa; Chordata; Mammalia; Carnivora; Mustelidae. The record is from RefSeq and is a predicted model, not a curated record. The transcript is spliced from 11 exons.